AUGGAUUAUUUCUCCACGAGAUUCAGGUAUUCCGACAGGAAGAAAAGGGUGCUGAAACUUAACAUGGUGAUCAAGGUUUCUCACAUUAAGCUCUCCGAAAUGCAAAAGAGAAAAUCAAAUGUCUCUCUAAGGGAGUAUGUGUGUACGAUGAAUACACUUAUUGGUGCACGCAUGGAGACUGAGAUGCAAGCGCAAACUGAACCCAAGAGAUUACUCUCGCCAUCACGAUCAAGACUUUCAGAAUCCACGACUAGUCAAUCCGGAAUCUCGUCCCCUAAAUCCCUUUUCAGGAUAUCACCAUCCAUUGCUUCGUCUUCCAUAACCUCGUCUUCCAGGAUCUCGCCUUCCAUAACCUCGUCGUCUAUAACAUCGCCAUGCAGGAUCUCCCCACCCAUAACUACGUCUUACAGCAUCUCGUCUUCCAUAACCUCGCCGUCCAAGAUGUCGUCUUCUGAAACCCUGCAAUCCACGAUCCAUCAGUCAAUAUCCUCUCCGCCCAGGAUACAACCGUGCACAUCGUCGCAGCCCAGGAUGCAACAAAAUAUAUCCUCGCCGUUUAGGAUAUCACCACCCAUAUCCUCGCCGCCCAGGAUGCAACCAUCCAAAUCAACGCCACCCAGGAUGCAACCAUCCAUAUCCUCACCGCAUAGGACGCCAACACCCAUAUCCUCGCCGUCCAGUAUGGAAUUUUCAAUAAGCUCGCCACCCAGGAUGCCACCACCCAUAUCCUCGCCGCCCAGGAUGCAACCAUACAUAUCCUCAUCGCCCAGGAAGCAAGUAUCCAUUUUGUCGCCCCCAAGGAUGCAAUCAUCCAUAACCUCGCAGCCCAGCAUUCAUAAAUCUAAAACCUCGCUGCUCAGGAUCUAG
Procambarus clarkii (red swamp crayfish) is the source of this 867-nucleotide messenger RNA. NCBI's taxonomy places the organism in Eukaryota, Metazoa, Arthropoda, Malacostraca, Decapoda, Cambaridae. The record is from RefSeq and is a predicted model, not a curated record.